GCAACAAGAAACUAAAAUGGCGACCCAGGACAGAAGUCCGUCGCUGUUUGCUGGCAAGCCAUGGUCAGCAAUGGCCGACAGUUGGUCCACAGCUGAUGAAAAGGAAUCAGGCGAUUCAAAGGAAUCAGAAGAUAAGGAUGACAACAGUGAUAGUAUGAAACUCCGUAAAGACGAUAAAUACCUUUUUGGUAUUUGUCCCUCCCAAGAUGAAUUUUACUUGGUUGUCUGUGAAAAAUGUAACCAAGUGAUCAAACCUCAAGCCUUGAAACGGCAUAUGGUGAAUCGCCAUGGGUUGAAGGACAGUAAGGCAUUGAUCAAGGCUGCAAUAGGUGCCGACUUCCCCAAGACUGGCAGUGACACACCAGUCAAGGAAGGUCGCAAGCCUUUGACCAAGGCCAGCCUGAAACAGCCUCCACAAUCCAACCUUGUGCCUAAGAUGGCGUCUCUGUCCAAGAGCAACACCUCCUCCGGGAGCAGCAGCAGCAGCUCAAUGAAGAAAUCUCACACAAUGCCAGUGGUGAAAAUGGAACGAAUACCCGAACAACUGGCCAAACGAACUCUGUCAGUGGCCCCCGAGUCUGGUUCCAAACCAGCGCUCACCAACGGAACUGUGAAGGCCAACUCCAGUGGUGCCCCGACACCCCCCACUCCCCCAGUAUCGCAACCUACUCAUGCAAGUGUGGUGUCUGUUGUCACUACUACCACUACAACAUCGAAGAGCUCCAUCAGCAGCAGCAAUAUGACUCCAAGUGCUACUACCACCGUGACACCGUCCCCUGCAAUGACGACUGUCACGCCUGCCGCCCCCUCGGUGCCACCUCCGACACCUACACCGGCCCCUUCCAUAGUCACUCCACCCUCCAGUAACAAGAAAUCUCCAAAGGAGAGGAAAUUUCUUCCAUGCAAAGAUCGUGAGUUUGACCCUGACAAACAUUGUGGGUGCUGGAUUCCUGACAUUGCGAAACAGUGUACUCGGUCUCUCACUUGUAAGACUCAUGCUCUUUCAUUACGACGAGCCGUGAAGGGAAGAAGCAAAACGUUCGAUGAACUGCUCAAAGAACAUCGGGCAGCCAAGGAACUUCUCCUCAAACAGAAAGCUGAGAUGGCAGCUAAGGCAGCAGCAGCCUCUGGGGGCGGGGCAGGGCCGGGGGGAGGGGGUAGCUCCAAAUCUGGUCAUACCGAUUCUAAUGCUCACUCAAAAGAUGGUGUCACUCAUUCCAAAGUGCCACACCCACCCUCCAUGUCUCCCACUCAGAAAAACAAGUCUCAUGCCAAGCCCCACAACUCAGUAUUUCAAAGACCUACCUCAACUGUCGCCCCGCCUUCCCUGACACAUAUCAAGGAGGAGCCUACUUCUGUUGCUAUGGAUACAAGUGGUGGUCGUCUGUCGAUGGAGGAUGGAGAUGAGGAUCAGGACCGAUUGGAUGCCACUUACCUGCCAUACCACCCGCAACCUGCUGCUAUGUGCCGGUUUGGCGCGCACGGUUUAACGGAAGUGGGUGCCAUGCAUUUUCUCGCCGUGCUGACUAUGUACGAGCAGCUUUCCUUAGUGCUCUGGAGCGCCACCUACAUCCUCCGCCCCACAAAAAACUGUGUGUCGAGUCCAACUUGCCAAAGGAACCCCUUCUGGUCACAAAUUCCAAAGAUCCGUAUGAAUUCAACAUGGACGAUGUCAGUGCAGGUUCUCACAACUUCAUCGGAGUGAUAAACUCUGCCAACAAAAGUGCUUCAAAACCAAAAUCAAAGUCCUCCUCCUCUUCAUCAGCUGUUUCAUCAUCAUCAAGUAGCAAUCGGACUUCUAAAUCUCCU
Molecule: messenger RNA, 1809 nt
Organism: Haliotis rubra (blacklip abalone)
Lineage: Eukaryota; Metazoa; Mollusca; Gastropoda; Lepetellida; Haliotidae
Product: ataxin-7-like protein 1
Exons: 9
Coding region: 17-1705 (562 amino acids)
Source: RefSeq, a predicted model, not a curated record